This is a messenger RNA of Stegastes partitus (bicolor damselfish), 5779 nucleotides long. RefSeq names its product FHF complex subunit HOOK interacting protein 1Aa (gene fhip1aa). Bases 396 to 3386 code for a protein of 996 amino acids. Lineage: Eukaryota; Metazoa; Chordata; Actinopteri; Pomacentridae. The record is from RefSeq and is a predicted model, not a curated record. The transcript has 13 exons.
CUUCACCUAUGUGUGCGCCCCGGACCAGGUUAAGUAGCUCGGUUACAUAUCAGCUGCGUCCUCUUACCUAAACAGGGGUCAAGUGUGGAGCUGAGAAGAAGAAGAACAAAAAAAGAAACACGUUCAUUCCUGACAGGACAUAUUUAGAGUGAGUUUGUGUUUGGAAACCUGCAGCUGAUUGUUGCUCGACGCAGCUGCUUUACGCACUGAGGAUCCGUCCGACGGACAAGAAUGAGCUCCCUGUCUGCUUAGCGACCUGUUAAAGAUGGUUCAAGGAAGGUCCUGUGUGAUUACUCCUCUGUCUGUGCUGAUGGUUGCACCCAGUAAGCAGUCAGGAAUGUCCUCCACCGUCUCCUGCCUAUGACAUGGUUUAACCCACGAGUGAUCCGGUCACCAUGAUGGCCUCUAUGGUUGCCAAUGGAAACCGAGACGAGCAGUCUCUGGUGUUGAAAGGGGUGGACCCAGAGACCUGCAUGAUUGUUUUCAAGAACCACUGGGCUCAGGUGGUGAAGGUCCUAGAAAAGCAUGAUCCCCUGCGCACCAGUUCCACCCUACCGUCCCUGGGUGUCAUCAACCUCAGCGCCGGCUCUGGCAGCAGCUCUCGUUUCGGCUCCAUCUCCGUAGACGAGGUGAAUGCGGUGCAGAACUAUGUGGAGCACAUGCUCUUCCUGCUGAUGGAGGAGGAGAGCGGGCAGGCAGGAGCCAUGGGCCCCAUCCUGGAGUUUGUGGUGAUGGAGAACGUGAUGGAGCGCCUGUUUGUGUGGAGCCUCCGCCGGGAGUUCACGGACGACAUGAAGCUGGAGCAGCUGAAGAUGUAUGAGAUGCUGGUGGGCCAGGCGCAGCAGCCUCUGCUGCAUCACAAGCCCAUCCUGCGGCCGCUCAUGAUGCUGCUGUCCUCCUGUUCGGGGACUGCGGCUCCUGCGGUGGAAGCUGAGCUGGUGCUGCUGCUCAACCAGCUGUGCUGCGUUCUGGCAAAGGACCCGUCGAUUCUGGAGCUGUUCUUCCACACCAGCGAGGAUCAGGGAGCCACCAACUUCCUCAUCUUCUCCCUGCUCAUCCCCUUCAUUCACAGGGAGGGCACAGUGGGCCAGCAGGCCAGAGAUGCCUUGCUGCUUAUUAUGUCGUUGUCUGCUGAGAACGAACGAGUGGCCAAACACAUCGCAGUGAACACCUACUUCUGUCCGGUGCUGGCCACAGGGUUGAGCGGCUUGUAUUCAUCUCUGCCCACUAAGCUGGAGGUUCACAGUGAAGAGUGGCACUGCCUGCACAGAGAGGACUGGCUCCGGAUGCCUUCGCUCGUCCAGUUUCUCAACUCGCUGGAAUUCUGCAACGCUGUUAUUCAGGUGGCGCACCCGGAUAUCAGAGACCAGCUGGUCAGUUACAUCUACAACGGUUUCCUUGUGCCUGUCCUCGCACCAGCACUCCACAAGCUCACCCUCGAGGAGGUGAUGACAACCACAGCGUACCUCGACCUCUUCCUGAGGAGUGUCUCCGAGCCAGCCCUGCUGCAGACCUUCCUCUCCUUCAUCCUCCUCCACCGACACGAGAGCGUCCACAUCUUAGACACUCUGGUCAGCCGCAUCAACACGCCUUUCCAGUUGGGCACCGUGUCACUGGCACUUUUCCGCACUCUCAUUGGCUUAUACUGUGAAGAUGUGAUGCUGCAGCUCGUACUGAGGUACCUGAUCCCCUGCAACCACAUGAUGCUGAGUCAGAGACGCGUAGUGAGGGAGAGGGACUGCUACUCGGUAUCGGCGGCCAAGAUCCUGGCGUUAACGCCGUCCUGCUGCUCUCCUGACCGCAGCCCCCCGCCCCUCCGACAGCUGGAAUCCAUCCUCUUUUCCAAAGGUGGAGAGACUCCCGGCAGUGGCGACAACACAGAGGAAAAAAAGAGCUUCUCAGAAGAGGAUGAUGGCUCAGGGAACUCCUGCACCAUCGGUUCAGAAAUCUACCUUGAUGUCAGCUAUCUUCAUUACCUCUACGACGCCCGUCUCAGCAUCAGCAGCUGCAUUCGGGCCUGCCAGGUUUGGUCAGCCCCAUACGACGGCGAGGAGCCGCCUCCUGAGAAAUACCAGCCGGGCGUCCUGGAGGAGCCGCUGCUGAAGAGUCGCCAAACCCAGGUGGCUCCCAAGAGAGUCCUGAAGCCCCUGGUGCCGCACCCUCGACCCUCCCUGCCCCCGAGUACAGAGCCGCCCUCCGUCCCCCAGCUGGAGCUGGAGUGGGACGAUAGUUACGAUGCGUGCCCGGUGCAGACCGCCGAGGCUCCCAUGGAGACUAAACCUGCACAGCCGCCUCCUGCUGAGCCCCCAAAGCACAUCCAGGAGAUGAGGAGAACAGCCAUCAUGUUGGUUAAAGGCUCAUACAUUGAGGAAAAUGAGUUCCAGGAUGACGUCAUGGUGUACGAUCUCGUUGCAAAGAAAGACACCAGUGGCGCCGACCAGGCAAAACGCAAACCCAGUGGUUCACAAUCAGAGGAGACCCAGCCAGGCUCAGCAGAAGUCUCCCCGAAAAACGGGCUCAGUCCAACGCUUCCAACCUCUGUGAUGGCUGACAACGCCAAGAACAGCGUGGACACAAAGGCCAAGGGGCAGAAGGAUUGUAACGCCAACCUCCAAAACACGGCUGCUGCUGGGUCGGGUGAAGAUCUUUUGGCUCAGUAUGAGGAGCUCAUUCGUACGUUGGACACUGAGGCGGGUGGAAAACAGGUCAAAGCUGAUGGAGAGGUAAAGAAACCUGUCACACCAGUGGAGGAGGAGGAUGAAGAGGAGAUGGAUUUCACCUCCUUCUCUGCAGAAACACCAGAGCCAGAGAAAGUGCACUCACCAUUUGGGACAAUAAAUAGGUUUCGCAGUGGAAGUACAAGCAGAAACCAGUCGAUGCCUUUUACGGGGCCUUUUGUCAGUGUGCUGUUGUCCCGUCUGGAGAAUAUGCUCUCCAACUCCCUUCAUGUCAACCUGUUGCUGACGGGCAUCCUGGCCCAGUUGGCUGCUUAUCCUCAGCCGCUGCUGCGCUCAUUCCUCCUGAACACCAACCUGGUUUUCCAGCCGACUGUUCGCUCCCUUUACCAGGUACUAGCCACUGUGAAGAACCAGAUAGAAGACCAGGCUGCCAGCAGAAAGGAGUUUCCAGAGCUGAUCACUGCCGCCCAACACUGGCUACUGGCGAGGGAUGCAACGUUUAUGGCAACAGCGAAAAACAGCGGCAGAGGCUCCAACCACCACGACGGGGGAAGGAUCCUUCAGAGUUCACCGCCGCCGAAACCCAAAGCCAUCUCUCUGGAUCGGACAGAGGUCUUCGCUACCGUCCUCUUCACGGAGUUCCUCAAAGAACUGGCUGCGAUUGCACAGGAGCACUCCAUCUUAUCUUACAUUCCAAUGGAAGAGUAGUUGAGUCCCAAUAGGCCUCUGUGACGAGACCGAAUCGAACUCCGAAAGAUUAUAAAACACUCUCUUUUGAUAUACAUUUGUCCUUUUCAGGCACUACUUGAUGAAGCAACUUCUUGGACCUAUUUUAAAAAUAUGGAUUAUUUAUUUUCCAAGCAAAAUCAUCUUUUUUUUUUAAAAAGAUCAUUUCUUCAUUUUACUCCUGUAGAAGGUUUGGCAGCCAAGGAGGAGGUCCAGACCUUGAGCUGGAAAAUCUUGACCUGGUUGCUGAAGCCUACACCAGCAAUUAUCUUCAUCAAGGCGUGCUCCAGGUCCACCAACCAAAGACUGUAGAGAAGUGAUUCAAAGAAAGAAAAAAAAACCUGACAUUUUUAUCAAUCAUCAGCCCUUAUCUGAACUUUCAGGGUUCUGCCCUUGUUCUGAAUGUCUUCUACAACCAGCUCCAACCACAACAAGAUGACUUUUUCCUCUGUGUGGUUUUCUAAAAUACUCAGGUGGCCUUUUCAAGAGUGUUGCCUCGCUGCCAUGCGAUUACACUGAAUACUGAUUUAUUUUCGCCCUGUAGCUGACUGGCAGCACCGCUGGCAGCAUCCCAGAAACACAUCCAAACUUUCACUUUAUUCUUAUGCAACUGUUACACGAUUACAUUUUUUUUUUCUUUUUGGCAAAACAGAUUAGUCACUGUUAUCUUCACACUUCACAAAGUGGUGUUUCCACAAAACCCUUGUGUGUUAGAUAUAGAUUGUUUUGGUGUUUUUUUUUUUUCUGUUGAUUCACGAUGGUACCUCAGGUUCUGUUUUCUUAAUUCUUAAAUCACCGUUUAGGUGAAGUAAUUUUCCUACAGUGUACUGGUUUUUCACAUGAUGGGCUCUAUGUCUUUUCCAUAUCUGCACAGAUUGACAAACCAGAGCACCAAAACCAGGUUUCUCAGUGCUAUACUUAAUUUGCCUUACUUUAGCGAUGCUUUAUAAUGUAUAUAUUGAAAGAAGAAAAUGUUCUGGGGACAUAGAACACUAUGCAAAUCAAUGAUCCUUCGGGUAUAAUUGAGUUUAGGAUAUUUUCAUAAUGGGAAGGGGUAUUUAAGCUUUUUUGAGACUGACUUUCUAUUGCCAUUUUCUUUAAAAAAAAAAAAAAAGUUAUCUUGGAUGCUUUUUGGUGAUAGUUUAGGGCUUUCUUCUAUUUAGAGAUUGUGUUGUUUUAGUUGUGAUCCGUCUGAAAUCUCACUGUUGGGAAAGUUUUGCAUCUGCUGAUUCAGACUAGCAGUUACCAGGGGCAACCUGUUCUGUUGUAAAUCGCCUUUAUCUUAGUCCGGGUGUUGCACAUGGUUGUUAGUGCGAAUGUCCAAAUGCAACGAUACGAGAGAGAUAUUUUGUUACAAAUCUACGAAAUGAAUUUACCGGAAACACAUAAAUACUUGUAAAUUGGUGCCUAAGUUCCAAUUUUAGUUCACAUUAUUGCCUCAUUUCUGAAGGAAUUAAACAGGAAUAAUACAAAAUCUUACAGCCUAAGCAGAAAAAGCAAUGUGUUUUUUGUUGUCAUUUUUUCCCCCUUGAAGCCGUCCAUUGUCAAAGUGCAAAGAGAAGUCUUAGUUGUCAUUAAAUUCAGUUUCCAGGAGCACAGAAUCAAUCGCUUCCUGCUCACGACCCGAUAAAAAGAAGCAGUUCAUUCAUAAUUUAAUGUGGAAAUCGAUUUGGAAUUGAACAUUUCCUGAGAUAAUCUGAUACAGAACUCUAAUCAAUGCUGAAUUUUAAAGAGAAAUAAUGACAUGAGAUUUUUUUCAGCUAUGAAAAGAUUCAGACUCUGAGAUAAUGUACUACUUUAAGUAGAUGUGAACAUGGUUUUCUAUUGGCAGAAAAAUGGUGAAGAAAGGCAACUGAAAACAACUCCAUCUUGUAAACUUGUGGACUACACUGAAAGCAGCAUUCUCAUCUCAUGCAUUUUGAACACAAGAUUAACUUUAGGUUUAAAUAUCAGCUGUGUGUUUCUGUUCCAGUUGAAAUACAGUUGAUUCCCACUUGAUGCGAUACAGACGGUGAAUGAUGCAUCUUUGUGUGCUAACUGACUUGAACCAAUAUCAGUAAUCCUCAGACUAGUUGGAAUUUCUCUCUGGUUAGAGAACAUUUCAGAGCACUUUAUCAGCCUUUUCAUACCACAGUGCCACUCAGUCUGUGUUAACACAUUUACGGUUUUAACAGCACUGUGGCAUGAACACAGUUAAAACAACCAAGACUGUAAACCAGUCUCUGCUUUAGUAGGUUUCUAUUCCAAAGACUCAUCCUUUCUGACAAAGUCACGUCUGUUUUCUGUUUGAGAUUUGAAUGGGUUGCUGUUUGUCGUUCAUGUCUGAGAUACAAAGGAAUGCCUCUUUUAAUAAAGAAAUAUUCUGGUAAAUGAAA